AAGAUAAAACAGGCCAAAGGAUAAAUCAAAUUCUCAACCAUAAACUUAUUGGUAUGUUGUGUUCAAAUGGAUUUGUAUUAUCUGUCCCAUUGGCCAAAACUUAUCUACAUAAUAAGUCUCCCAAGUUUGCUAAUUGUGCUCCUUUGUUAUUAAAGGCUGAGUGUUACCAUUACCUAUUUGAUGCUGUGAUUAAACUUAAUCAGUUGGGACUGGACUCGACUACACGAACUCAUGGUCCCAUUCGUAACUCCGAUGGUGCUUUAAGCAGCAUUCGAAAUGUCAAGCUGUCCGCGAAAGCAAGAGCUCUUGCUUCAAAUGGUGACAUUGAGCCAUUAAGGCGGUGCAUCGUUUUGGAUAUUGAAGGAACCACAACGCCCAUAUCAUUUGUUACGGAUGUUCUUUUUCCUUAUGCUCGUGAUAACGUGGGGAGACAUUUGGAUGCAACUUAUGAUUCAGCAGAAACACAGGACGAUAUUAAGCUACUACGAGCUCAAGUACAAGAAGACUUGGAAAAUGGUGUUGCUGGUGCCGUGCGUAUCCCCUCUAGUGAUGCUGGCAAGGAGGAGGUAAUCGCAGCUUUGGUAACAAAUGUCGAGGCAAUGAUUAAAGCUGACCGAAAAAUUACUGCCUUAAAGGCGUUACAGGGACAUAUAUGGCAAACGGGGUUUAAAAAGAACGAGUUAGAGGGAGUUGUUUAUAAUGAUGUGCCCGAAGCGCUUGAGAGAUGGGCUGCUUUAGGCGUCAAGGUGUACAUAUACUCAAGCGGCAGCAGAUUGGCGCAAAGGCUUUUGUUUGGUUACACAAACUAUGGUGACCUGAGAAAAUAUCUCUGCGGAUUUUUUGAUACGACAGUAGGGAAUAAGAAAGAAACAAAAAGUUACCAUGAAAUUACAGCAUCAUUGGGGGUAGAUCAUCCAUCGGAGAUUUUGUUCGUGACUGAUGUCUAUCAAGAAGCUAUAGCUGCAAAGACAGCGGGUUUGGAAGUGAUAAUAUCUGUUAGGCCAGGGAAUGGACCUCUUCCAGAUAAUCAUGGAUUUAGAACAAUCAAGUCAUUUUCAGAGAUCUAAAGAUGAAAUAUAUAUUGCUAUGAGACAUUCUUUACCCCACCCCCCACCCCCACCCCCACCCCACCCCCAAGUGUAUAACAACGUACUCAGUGUAAUCGCACAAGCGGGAUCUGAAAAGGGUGGUGUACGUAGAUCUUCCCUCCGUGUGAUACUAACCGCGUCCUAAAGGGAUCCUUGUCGACAUCAAUAAACUUAGUUUGAAGAGGCUCGUA
Capsicum annuum is the source of this 1279-nucleotide messenger RNA. RefSeq names its product probable bifunctional methylthioribulose-1-phosphate dehydratase/enolase-phosphatase E1 1. Bases 54 to 1067 code for a protein of 337 amino acids. The record is from RefSeq and is a predicted model, not a curated record. Gene Ontology annotation, molecular function: acireductone synthase activity; magnesium ion binding. The transcript has 8 exons. NCBI's taxonomy places the organism in Eukaryota, Viridiplantae, Streptophyta, Magnoliopsida, Solanales, Solanaceae.